AUGGCUCCAUCGUUAGGGUUUAAGGUAACCAUCCUUUUAGCACUCUUCGCCACCGCAUGCAUGGCACAAGCACCAGCUGGUGCACCCAAGGUUUCACCCACCGCCACACCCACACCAGCACCCUCGGUGGCGCCACCCACUGCUACACCAUCUCCAUCUCCAUCUCCAUCUCCUGCUCCGUCCUCCCCAUCUCCAGCCCCAGGGACCAGCCCUACCCCAUCACCCGGCGGUGAAACUCCAGCCCCAUCAACUGCACCAGGCGCUGCUUCACCAACUGCACCUACCCCUUCCGGACCCACACCCGGACCCUCCGCUGAUCAGCCACCAUCUGAUGGCUCCAACGCCGGUUUCGUCCAGAGAGCUGCCAUCGGUGGCACCGUUCUUGCUGCAACACUUGCUGCUGUGGCUUUGAUGUAA
This is a messenger RNA of Fraxinus pennsylvanica, 417 nucleotides long. The record is from the annotation of a GenBank genome assembly. Lineage: Eukaryota; Viridiplantae; Streptophyta; Magnoliopsida; Lamiales; Oleaceae.